Pocillopora meandrina is the source of this 1291-nucleotide messenger RNA. The record is from the annotation of a GenBank genome assembly. Lineage: Eukaryota; Metazoa; Cnidaria; Anthozoa; Scleractinia; Pocilloporidae.
AUGAAUAUGGCAGUGAAAAGGAAAAUGUCUUAUGCUCAACUUGAACCUCCAAAGGAAAAAAAAAUGUGCUUGAACAUGUGUUCUCAGUAUUACAAGAAUAAAAAGGCAAAAACUCUGACUGAUUAUGCUGAAAAAAAUCAGUCUAUGGAGGCAAAUGAAAAACAAAAUCUAUUGGCUAAAAAAACAAGCUUCUCAAAACAUGGGUAGCUGUGAAAAAGAUAAAUUGUCUGAAAAACAAAGGACUUAAACAAGUAAAGCUUAGCAGACAAAACCUUUGAAAUGCAAUGUCUUGGAUUCUUGUAUCAACUCCUUUCAAAAAAAAAAUCAAAGAAGGGCCUUAUUACAUAUGUUCACUGCAUCACAUAAAAGAUGUAAUUCAAAAGUCUUUACAAAAUCUUGUAUGUCAAAACCAGGCUUAAUUAUUCCUAGGACAAAUCCCAGGGACACCACCCUACUGGCAAAAGUUUAUGUACAAAGUUGUUUCCAUGGUAAAAGGGCAUAGUAUUCCCACCUGGUUUAUGACUUUGUCUUGUGCUGACCUUAUAUGGCCAGAAUUGUUUCAAAUUAUUGCCAGAACACAAGGCCUAAUUUUAACAGAUGAACAAAUUGAAGCAUUGUCUUACAAUGAAAGAUGAUCUAUGCUUAACUUAAACCCUGUUAUUGUUGAGAGUUAGAGUUGCCAAGACUGAGCCAAAUAGAACUUGAUGCAUUCGAUGAUGAUAGUACAGUUCUUUACAAAUCAAAUAUCAUCAAACGCGACAGAAUGAGACCACAUACAAUUCCUUCUAUGAAUAGCUUAUGUUUAGCUCAAUUUGCAUCAUACGUUUAUAAAGAAUACAGCAAUAAUAGUGAAACAAGUGAUGUUCAACCAGAAUUACUUACACAUGAUGCAAUUGAAUUACAUGUCCACUUAGACACAAAUACUGAUCUUAAUAGUCAAUUACCUCCAAGAAUAAAAUUAGUUAACUCUAAUGAAGUAAAGAAAUACAGGAAAAUUAGGGCUGUUGUGCGUUACCAUACACACACAAAAAAAAGAAAACAGCCUGAAUACUACUUUCACCACUUGCUUAUGCUAUAUUACCCACAGCUUAAUGAAGAUACUCUGGUUGUAAGUGAACAAACAUAUGCAUCAAAAUUCAACGAGCCUGAAGAGCAAGCUGUUGUUGAACAAAAUAGAGCUUUAUUUGAACCAGAUUCAGAUGCUAUUUCAGAAGCAUUGGAAGCAUUGAGAAACAAUGAAGGCGCCAGUUUGAUCAGGAAAAUGAAGAAUUGCUCCUAUAUAUGUAGGUAA